AUGCUUGAUAUAACUGUAGCACAGGAAAUGGACAAGUCAAGUAUAAUAGAACACACAUGUUUAUCUACAGGUUUUUCAUCACUUGAUCAUGCGCUUGGCGGUGGACUACGCUUCAAGAAUGUGAUUGAAUUAUGUGGCAAGGCCAAUACAGGCAAAACUGAAUUUAUAUCCAACCUAUUAGCAUCCUACAUUUUACACAGCACGAAUCCAAGCGUUUAUAUCUUUGGAUCUACAGGAUCCUUUGCUCCCAAACGAAUGCACGACAUCUUACAGAAGCACAAUAUUCAAACGGCUGUCCUCUCUCAGAUCGAGUUCACUCAGGUGUUCUCAAUUCGUGAAUUAUCUUUAUCACUUGAAAAUCUUGGCGCAUUAUUAGCAGCCACUGCACGUGAACAAUCACUCGUUAUCAUUGAAGACCUUCCAAGCAUAGCAGCAGAAAUCAAUUGGAUGUCAAGUGAAAUUAAACAUUUGACAGAGAUCAUCAAGAGCUUAUCCAAGUUACAGAGUAUGAUCAUCAUUCAACACAACAUUUCCAAAUCCAAUCUACAGCCCAAAUUCGAAACCUACUGGAACCCAAUGAUUGACCUGAGGUUAUACUUUAAUAAGCAAGCAGAGUAUCAAAGAGCGUACUUGGUAGAGAUAUUAAAGACUAGAUACAAGGCAAGUAUAUACAUGUGUGUUUGA
Rhizopus microsporus ATCC 52813 is the source of this 684-nucleotide messenger RNA. Its product is annotated as P-loop containing nucleoside triphosphate hydrolase protein. Gene Ontology annotation, cellular component: Rad51B-Rad51C-Rad51D-XRCC2 complex; replication fork; centrosome. The coding region runs from base 1 to 684 and encodes 227 amino acids. Gene Ontology annotation, molecular function: single-stranded DNA binding; ATP-dependent activity, acting on DNA; four-way junction DNA binding. NCBI's taxonomy places the organism in Eukaryota, Fungi, Mucoromycota, Mucoromycetes, Mucorales, Rhizopodaceae. Gene Ontology annotation, biological process: reciprocal meiotic recombination; telomere maintenance; double-strand break repair via homologous recombination. The record is from RefSeq and is a predicted model, not a curated record. The transcript has 3 exons.